UUUAACCUUCAGCCUUCGACAUGUUCACUACGCAGUAGCAACAACGUGGGUUAUGCUGCAGACCGAUGUUCUGAAACAGUCUGCAACGUAUUGACUGUACAUUAACCAAUGUAAAAUUAUUUCUCCCUCCUGAUGACAUAAUCGCCUCAUUAUGGGCAAACAGCAGAAGAAGAAGAAUGUCGCCGAUAAAGUCCGCAAGACCAAAACUUCGACGGAGAUCAAGAAUAACCCAUUCGAAGUAAAGAUAAACAAGAAAAAAUUUGACAUUCUCGGCCGGAAGACCAAACAUGAUGUUGGGCUCCCUGGUGUGUCCAGAUCCAAGGCUAUCAAUAAACGGAAAAAUACACUGUUGAAGGAAUAUAAACAGAAAGGCAAAGCAAACAAGUUUAUCGACAGACGGUUUGGUGAAUAUGACACCAAGAUGGCACCAGAGGACAAGAUUCUACAGAGAUUUUCUUUGGAGAGACAGCGGACUCUGGAGAAGAAGGACAUUUACAACCUGAACGAGGAUGAGGAGCUGACCCACUAUGGCCAAUCAUUGGCCGAGAUGGAGAAGCUCAAUGACAUUGUCGACAGUGAUAGUGACUCGGAGGAGAAAGGACUGUUGUCUGCGGAACUCACGGCCUCACAUUUUGGAGGUGGGGGUGGUCUCCUAAGAAAGAAAAGCCCAGGAGAGAAAGAGGAUGAGGGCUCCCAGAAGGCAAAAUCUCGCCAGGAACUUAUAGAGGAGCUCAUCAUCAAGUCCAAACAGGAGAAGAGAGAGCGUCAGACUCAGAAAGAAGAGGCCCACGUUCUGACAGAGAAGCUGGACCAGGAGUGGAAGUCCAUCCAAGGUCUACUGUCCCACAAAGGCUCCAAAGCCCAAAGCCAGGACCAGACGGAAAAGCCUAAGCUGGAUGAUUAUGAUAUGAUGGUAAGAGAGCUUGGCUUUGAGAUGAAGGCUCAACCUUCAGAGAAACUGAAGAGUGAGGAGGAGCUGGCUCGGGAGGGGAGAGAGAGGCUGCACAUACUGGAGGCAGACAGAUUGCGCAGAAUGAAAGGUGAUUUGGAGGAGGGGCCCAAGAAAAAAACGGUUCACUUCUCUGCUGAUGACUUGAAUGACGGCUUCAUUUUGGACAAAGAGGACAAGAAGAUGCUGGCUUAUCAGGAUGGAAAGUGGAGUGUGGAAGAGGAAGAGGAGAAAGAGGGGGAAAGUGAAGAAGAGGUGGAGGAAUGUGAAGAGGAAGAUGAUGGUGAUGACGACGGUGAUGACGACAGUGGCAACGAUGAGGACGAAGACGACAGCAAGGAAGAUGCUCACUCGGACCUGGAGUCAGAGCAGGGCAGUGCAGAGGAGGAGGAGCUGGACAAAGAUGAAGAGGAAUUCCCAACUGCCAGCGCUCCACGCCCUCUCAGCGAGGAGGAGAGGAAGGCUCAGCAGGAGAUUGCAAAGGCCGAGCUGCCCUACACUUUCAAAGCUCCAGAGAGCACAGAGGAACUGAAGAGCAUGUUGCAGGGCCACUUCCCAGAGAAACAGCGCCUAAUACUGGACAGGACUCUAAAGUCCAACCACCCAAGUUUAGGAGUCGGCAACAAAUUAAAGCUACAGAAAAUGUUUGGCUUCCUGCUGGAGUACAUGGGGGAGCUGGCUAGCAGUAAGCCUCCUGAGCUGAACACCGUCAACAUUCUCAUUCCGCAGCUGUAUGGACUUAGUCAGCUCUUUCCUGCUGCAGCCUGCAAGGCCAUGCAGACACUGCUUACUGACAGUGCACAUGACAUUGAAGAAACGGUUGAAGUUACAGGACGUGCUGCCUUUCCAGGCUUAGACGUGCUCAUUUAUCUGAAGAUUACAGCUCUGCUGUUCCCCACCUCUGAUUUUAGACACCCUGUCACCACACCAGCAUUUCUUUGCAUCAGCCAGGCCCUUACCAAGUGUCCCCUGACUUGUCUGCAGGACGUGACGUGUGGCCUGGUCCUGUGCUGUCUUGCUCUGGAGUACGUGGCCCUCUCUCAGCGCCUCUGCCCUGAGGUCAUCAACUUCCUGCUGGGAGUGCUACACCUCGCCGUGCCUGACAAGACUAACCUUGGGUAUUCGGUGGUGUCCCCUUUCAAGCAAGUAGGCCGGUUCGGUGAGCUGCUAGUGCUGAGCAGCCCGGAGGCCCCUGAGGGUUGGAGCAGGAAGGCCCUGCCUCUCUCCGCAACCCAAGGGCUCCAGCUCCACAGCCACCUGGAGACGAACCACUACAGGCUGUCGUUGCUGGAUACCUGUUUAGACCUUGUGAAGAAGUUUGCCGUUUUAUAUAAGGACAUCCCUUCCUUCUUCCACAUCUUUCAGCCAAUCAGGGCUGCUCUUAAGCACCUCCCUUUGAAGAACUACCCAUCCACUUUACAGGAGUGUCACAGGGAGGUCCUGGAGGCUCUACCAGAGACUCCUGCAGAGCAGCUUCCCCUGGUCUUUGAGAAGAAAAAGCCCAUUCCUCUCAAACUUCUUACCCCUAAAAUUGUUGAAGUGCUGGACUAUGGCAAGAAGCGAGGCAACACCAAGGAGCAGCGAGAGCAGGAGCGGUUGAAACACAAGUACAAGAAGGAGUUCAAGGGCGCACUCCGAGAGAUCAGGAAGGACACACGCUUCCUAGCCCAGGAGAAGCUUUCUGAUGUCAUGAGAAGGGAUUCGGAGAGGAAGAGGAAGGUGAAGGAGCUCCUUGGCAGUUUAUCUACUCAGGAGGGAGAGUGGAAAUCCCUAAAGAAGAUGAAGAGGAAGUGAGCAGGAGUGGAAACGUCCCCACACGUAGAACACUGUUCCCAGACACAACUCGAGCUUCAUUGUUGUUGUGCUGGUGUGACCUAUGGAACUAAACACCAUUCCGUUUAUAUUGUCAUGAAGCUGGAUGCUGUCCUGCAAAAUAACUUCAGGCUGGCCUUUGACAUGAGUUUUUAUGGCCGAGUUGAUACUGGACACUGAGCUAAAGCCACCUGGUCUGGCUGAAUCCGUGUUUAAAAAUGUUAACUUUUUUUUAUAGAUUUAUGUUUUGUGAAUAUUGCCAUUUUCUGAAAUAUACCUAAUGAAAAAAGUAA
Messenger RNA from Alosa alosa (allis shad), 3054 nucleotides. RefSeq names its product NOP14 nucleolar protein homolog (yeast) (gene nop14). NCBI's taxonomy places the organism in Eukaryota, Metazoa, Chordata, Actinopteri, Clupeiformes, Clupeidae. The coding region runs from base 152 to 2743 and encodes 863 amino acids. The transcript has 19 exons. Gene Ontology annotation, biological process: maturation of SSU-rRNA. Gene Ontology annotation, cellular component: small-subunit processome; Noc4p-Nop14p complex; nucleolus. The record is from RefSeq and is a predicted model, not a curated record.